Molecule: messenger RNA, 390 nt
Organism: Iphiclides podalirius (scarce swallowtail)
Lineage: Eukaryota; Metazoa; Arthropoda; Insecta; Lepidoptera; Papilionidae
Source: the annotation of a GenBank genome assembly
AUGGCGUUGAAAUUAAAUACUGUCAUAAUAAUAUUAAACUUAGUAUGCGUUUACACGGAGCAUAUCCUGUCCUGCAACGUGACCUCGAUCGAACCGUGUCCGGGUGAUUAUCAGUUCUGUAACGAGACGUCGCAGAAAUGUGAAUGUAUGGAAGGCUACUAUCAAGUUGGUGAUGAGUGCCAAACUCCCAGCGCGUAUAUGUCAAGUCACGACGUGACUGCAGUUGUCGUGAGUAUCUUCGCCGUCGCUCUAAUCGUUUGUGGUCUCGUAUUGGUGAUUAGGAAAUACAAUCUAAUUGAAUACGCACGUCAGAAGAUCAACUCCAGGCGCAACAAUGAUGUUAUGUAUGAAGACGUAAUGAUUGGCCAAGAUGAUCCUCCCCUGAGCCCU